GAAAUAAAAAAAAUAUAUUUUAUUUGAUAAAGCUCCGGAAUAAAAGCAACGAAAAUGUCCAACACACAGGCGACCGUCACCGCUUACUUGGCUUUGCAAAAGAAGACUACAAACAAAGAUCUUGCUGCCGAGUGGACGCUCAUCGAGGAGCUGCAUAACGAGAAGUUGUGGAACGAGCUGACCAUCAAGCUGGUGACAUUCGUGCGCCAUGAAUCGCUGCAGGACGAGUCGGCGCUGCUGCAGCUCUACCAGAACUUCCUUUCCACCUUUGAAACAAAAAUAAACCCGUAUGGUCUGAUCCAAAUUCUCGAAGUAGUCGUGGACAACAUUAGCGACAAAGCAGAGGCCAUCGAAUUCCUCGAGAAAAUUAAGGACAAAGUCAAGAUCUGCGAUGAGGCUGUGUGGUACCUGCAGGUCAUGCAGGGCAACCUCUAUCUCACAAAUCUGAACGACCUGAACUCCACCAAGAAGAUCAUCGAGGAGCUGCGCGAUGUCCUGGAGGAGGCCGGCUUCGUGACGCCCGUUCACGGCAAAUACUACAUGCUCGCCUCGCAGUACUAUCGCCGUGUGGGCAAGCACAGCGACUACUACCGAUGCGGCCUGCAGUUCUUGGGCUGCUCGCUCGACGACUACCCACGCGACCAAUGGGCACAGCAGGCAUUCUUCCUGGGACUGGCUGCCCUGCUCGGCGAUGGCGUCUAUAACAUUGGCGAGCUGCUGGCGCAUCCCAUUUUGGAGUCGCUGCAGGGCACUGACAACGUGUGGCUGGUGGACCUGCUCAAGGCAUUUAACACCGGCGAUAUCAACAAAUUCAAUGACAUGAAGAAGAUCUGGUCAAAGAUUCCCGAUCUGGCUGCCCAGGAGGUCAAGCUGCGCCAGAAGAUCUCUCUGCUCUGUCUGAUGGAGAUGACAUUCAAGCGAUCGGCCAUUCAGCGAGCCAUUUCCUUUACGGACAUUGCCCAUGAGACCAAACUGCCGGCCAAGGAAGUGGAGCUGCUGAUCAUGAAAGCCCUGGCCCUGGAUCUGGUGCGCGGCGAGAUCGAUCAGGUGGCUGGCGUCGUAAACAUGUCGUGGGUGCAACCCCGCGUCCUGAACCGCAACCAGAUCGCCGGCAUGGCCAGCACCCUGGACUCCUGGAUGGGAUCGAUCACGAGCAUGGAGAAGCUAAUGGAGAACCGUGCAGCUGAAAUUCUCACCAACUAGGCUUAAGUUUGAUCUUGAUUUCCAUUUGCGUAAAUGCCUUUGUAUUUAAUUAAAACCCAUCUAAAGUCA
Messenger RNA from Drosophila persimilis, 1272 nucleotides. RefSeq names its product 26S proteasome non-ATPase regulatory subunit 13 (gene Rpn9). The record is from RefSeq and is a predicted model, not a curated record. The coding region runs from base 55 to 1203 and encodes 382 amino acids. The transcript has 4 exons. Gene Ontology annotation, biological process: ubiquitin-dependent protein catabolic process. Gene Ontology annotation, cellular component: nucleus; cytosol; proteasome regulatory particle, lid subcomplex. Gene Ontology annotation, molecular function: structural molecule activity. NCBI's taxonomy places the organism in Eukaryota, Metazoa, Arthropoda, Insecta, Diptera, Drosophilidae.